This is a messenger RNA of Rodentolepis nana, 2283 nucleotides long. The record is from the annotation of a GenBank genome assembly. NCBI's taxonomy places the organism in Eukaryota, Metazoa, Platyhelminthes, Cestoda, Cyclophyllidea, Hymenolepididae.
AUGGAUGUUUAUUCACCGUCCCAUCCCACUGAUCAGGAUGGAGAAUGUGAGGCUCCUUCCUUAGGUUAUAGCAAUAUUACAGGAAACGAGCCCUACGAAAAUGAAAAUACCCAGGAUUCAUAUAAAGUUGCAUCAGAUUCUGAGGUUUUUACUGGUGAUAAGGAUUAUUGUCAAAUUAAGUCCCCCGAUUUGUCCCCCACUCUAACAUCGUCUUCAGGAAAUCCCGAAGUUCCUUUAAGCGUGCAAGAGAAGCCUCAUUGUGAAACUCUUUAUAAGCCUUCAAGUACAGUGCAGUUGGACGAAAAUAAAGACGAAAAUGGAAGCAUUAAUCAAAGGAAAAGGGAAUCAAAUGAGGUCAAAAAGGUCACUGCAAUUGAAAACAUAGUGAAGAAGGACAGUGACUGUAAUAAAAUAUCACGUACCAGGGAUAGGAUAUCUGAGAAGGAACGUUCGCAAAAAGAUUCCUCUCUAUCCCGUAAGAGUUUCUCUAGUCACCAUUCUGCAUCCAGAUCUUCUCGCCAUCGAAGUCGUAGCCCAAAUCGUAGACGAAGAAGCCGGAGUCCAGUUAAAAGUUCAAGGAGGCGUUCAUCGUCACGUUCUUGCCAUCAUCGAGGCUCUCGUAACAGACGCCAUUCUAGGUCAAAAUCAAGAGGUGGUCGGCGUAAACAUUCUCGUUCCCGCUCACGCACUAGAUGUGAUCGUCGUGGACGAGAUUUACACCACAAAGAUCGCGAGUCUCGUAGUCUUAGUCGACCACGGAACAGUAAUCCUUGUGCAGGCAGCGGUGCUGAACAAACCCGAAAUGAGCAUCAAGGAUCUUUUAUUUCUACGAUGACUGAACUUAUUGUGCCUCCAUCUCAAACUUCCAACGCCCCUCUUCAGGAGCCGGAUUCCAAAAAUAAUCCCACUGAAUGUCAGUAUGAUAUGGACGAGACUAGUACUCCAGAUAUCUCUGAGGAUCAAAAUCCUGGUAUUGGGUCAGUGAAUGAAAAUGCUGUUUUUGUAUUUCAACAAGGUCAGCCCCCACCUGUUGGUACAAAUUUCAUGAAUUGGUCAAACCAAGUUGAUAGUCUUCCUCAGUUUAAUCAAAGCAAUCUUCAGGCGAUACCUACUAUUCAUAGUGCCUUUCAACAGCAGCACCGGGCUGCUUCGCCACGAUUCAACAAUAAUUACCAACAGCAAUUCCACAAUAUUGUUCCUCCACAUGAUUUUGCACCACAGCCUUGUUCCAAUCUCCUUCCUCAGCGUCCCUCAACCGCCUUUAAUUCAUCUACCACGGCCAUCCCUCGGUUUCCGUCUGCUCAGAUAAUGGGUUUCAAUGGAAUGUUAAAUCCACUUUUGAAUCCCUUUACACUUUUGACUACUCAACCUCCGCCACCUCCUCCUCCCCCUCCUUUUAACCCUGCUUCUCAUCAGUUCAUUCAACAACUUGGGAGUGGAAAUCCCAUAGUGGCUCCUUUCCAACCACCUCCUUUGGAGAUGUCUCGUCGUAAUUCCCCUCCUCCUCCACCACCCCCCGCAUCUCAGCACAAUCUCCUCGAAACCUUGAUGACAAAGGCUGGACUUUCUGCAGAUGGGCUUCAUUCUAGUAAUCCCACCUUCUCCAUGUCUGCCAUCCCCUUGCCUGAAUCUUCUGCACCUCCCCCUAUUCUUGAGAACAAAUCGCCCAUGAAGAAAAUAAGCAAGUUGUUGAGUGGUGCAGCUAACAAUCUGUCGAAUACUUCUCAUGGUAUAAGUGCCGUUAAAUCUUCCCCUCCUCCCCCACCGCCACCGCCAUUACCGAUUUUGUCUUCUGGUUUCCCGCCUCUUCCAGCGAUUUCUGAGAUCCCUAACGGAAAUGGCAAUGGUCCUUCUGUGAGCAAUGAAAGUAAGCGUCACCAUCACAAACACCGUUCGGAGCUCAUUCAACAAAUGUUGUCCAAAAAGAAACGAUCUGAUUUUGGUAGCUCUCGUGAAUGGCAAGAACGCAUUGCGUUGGAAGUGAGGGGCUUUAUCAAACCAUACUAUGUCUCCGGUAAAGUUUCUAAGGAGGAUUGUCGAACUGUACUUAAAAGAUCUGUAAAUAAAGUAAGUUAUGUUCGUUUCUUGACUAUAUUAGGUUGUGGUGUUUUUACUAGUCUUUUUUUUCAAAAGAUAUUCAGGAGUAAAUGUACGUCGAUUGAGACACGGAAAAUUGGAGAGUUUGUGAAGUUGUAUUUGAAGAAAUACCAGAGGUAUCGAAAGUGGCAGGCUCGCCAGCGGGAAAAGAUGCACGCUGUCAAUAAAGAACCGACUGUACAGUGA